Messenger RNA from Fundulus heteroclitus (mummichog), 840 nucleotides. RefSeq names its product pleckstrin homology domain-containing family A member 5-like. Gene Ontology annotation, cellular component: cytosol. Bases 183 to 413 code for a protein of 76 amino acids. Lineage: Eukaryota; Metazoa; Chordata; Actinopteri; Cyprinodontiformes; Fundulidae. Gene Ontology annotation, molecular function: phosphatidylinositol-5-phosphate binding; phosphatidylinositol-3,5-bisphosphate binding; protein binding. The transcript has 3 exons. The record is from RefSeq and is a predicted model, not a curated record.
CAUAUGGCUCCGGGUCUGAUCUGAUCGCUCAGCAGCAACAGUAAAGCUGCAGAUUUCCAAAGACAUCAUCAACUUUUCAGGCUCCUCUGCGCGUUCCCGGAUCUCAAAACAAGCGCGCGCGACCGUAUGUCGGAGCGCGCUCGUCGCGAGGACGCGCACUCCAGUGGAGCUCUCAGCUAGACAUGGCGGCGGAUCCAAAGCCGGACUGGCUCAGCUGUCUUCCCUCUUCUUGGAGUUAUGGGGUGACUCGGGAUGGACGCAUAUUCUUCAUUAACGAAGAAGCAAAGAGUACAACCUGGCUGCAUCCUGUUACAGGGGAGGCUGUGAUCACAGGCCACAGGAAAACUCCAGAUUUACCAACAGGAUGGGAGGAAGGAUACACGUUCGAGGGAGCUCGCUGCUUCAUCAAGUGAGUGGGACUAUCUGUGACCGUCCGGGGGGGAAGGAGCAGAUUUUUGCUGCUCCUGUCUCAUUAGUGCCCACCGCCAUGCUGCCUCUCUGCCUCACCGCUCGCACUGGAGCCUCACACUGGGAUCACUGGGGAAGGGGAAGGGGGAACCCGGGCCUCCAUCCCCUGCAUGUUUUGAGGUGUUUCCCUGCUUGAAGGAAACAGGUCGAAAGGAACGUCAUUAGCAGGCUUCUGCAGAACACGGGGGACGAGCUGAGUAGAUGUUCUGCAUCAGUCGGGUCACCUUAUACCCACACAGCUAGUUUUAUUGGGUCUUAAUGUGACAGAACGACAUAAAGUCUCGCAUAUCCGUGAAACAUAAGAAACGUGAUUCGUGGUCUGGCCUUGUGAUUGAUUUAAUUUCACUUCCCAAAAGACGCGAGGACCGGGGC